Capsaspora owczarzaki ATCC 30864 is the source of this 2354-nucleotide messenger RNA. RefSeq names its product Cullin 1a. Gene Ontology annotation, biological process: SCF-dependent proteasomal ubiquitin-dependent protein catabolic process; protein ubiquitination. Gene Ontology annotation, cellular component: SCF ubiquitin ligase complex. The record is from RefSeq and is a predicted model, not a curated record. Gene Ontology annotation, molecular function: ubiquitin protein ligase binding. NCBI's taxonomy places the organism in Eukaryota, Filasterea, Ministeriida, Capsasporidae. The coding region runs from base 30 to 2246 and encodes 738 amino acids. The transcript has 10 exons.
CGUAUUUUUUAUUUUUUGAUUUUCAAACAAUGACGCUCAAGCCAGUGUCGAUCAACUUUGACGACAAGUGGCGCGAGCUCCGACAGCAGAUGGAGCUGAUUGUCGGCGAGCAGAGCUCAGAAGUCUCUGGCAUGAUCUUCCACGAGAUUGUGUACAGGGUCUGCACUGCCCGCCCAACGCCCUUUGCUGACAAGCUCUUUCGUGAAGUCAGCGCCUUCUUCUCGCGGCACGUCACUGCGCUGCGCGAGGGCAUUCUCGAGCAAGAGUCCAAUCUCUUGCCAGGAUACGCAUCGCGGUGGUCGACAUUCGAUGCAGGAACGGGCUACCUGCACAUGGUGUUUGAAUUUUACAACAAGCUGGCGACCAAGCACACGACGAGCGGGGCGUCCUUCCAACCCGACGACGGGUCGAACACCCCGAUGCCCAUUAUGACGCUUGCCUACAAAAGGUGGCGCGAACACUGCUUUGAGCCAUUGAAAACCCGUCUGCUGCACAACAUCUUGAGUGAAAUUGAGAAGGAUCGCAACGGAGAAGAUAUUAACAGCUCGGUGAUUCUGACGGUUGUGAAUUCGUUGGUCACACUAAGCAACGACCCAAAGGCCCCUCUUGAUCUCUACAAGACGCAGUUUGAAGCACCGUUUCUGCAAGGCACAUCCAGCUAUUACCGUCGCGAAGCGGCAGCGUACAUUGCCGACCACGACAUUUCGGCGUACAUGCGCAAGGCAGAGGCGUGGCUGGACAGCGAGCAGUUGCGCGCCCGCAAGCAUCUCGAUAGCAGUUCGUACAGCAGUGUCAUCAAGCUCUGCGAGGCGGAGAUUGUGACUGCCCACCGCGAAAAAAUCCAAGCAGAGUGCACCCGGUUUAUCGACCAAGACGCGCGCGAGGAUUUGACGCGCAUGUACCACCUUCUGCGACGGAUUCCUGGCGGCAUCGAUCCGAUGCUUGUUGCGUUCGAGCAGAACGUCACCGCAGCCGGCCUCAAGGAGAUUGAGCGCCUCAGCGACGCUGCCCAAAAGCCCGAGCCGUACGUCGACGCUCUGCUUGUGCUUCACAGCAAGCACAACGACAUUAUUCGCACGUCGUUUGAUAACGACAAUCAGCUCAUUGCUGCGCUCGACAAGGCAUUCCGUUCCAUCAUCAACGACACAGCCAAGUCCAAGUCUGCUGGCAAAGCUCCCGAGCUCUUGGCGGCCUUCUGCGACCAGCUUCUCAAAAAGUCCAACAAGAACCAAUCUGAAGCCGAGAUUGAAGAGAAGCUGCAGCAAGUAAUCAAAAUCUUCAAGUAUAUCGAGGGCAAGGACAUUUUCCAAAAGUUUUACUCGAAAUUCCUCGCCAAGCGACUCAUUCACGGCGUAUCCGUGUCGGAUGAGGCCGAGAGCAUGAUGAUUGCAGAGCUCAAGGCUGUGUGCGGCUAUGACUACACCACCAAGCUGCAACGCAUGUUCACAGACAUGACUGUGAGCGAGGACAUUAACAAGACCUUCAACGAAUUCCGUUCCAACAACGACAUUCCGCUUAACAUUGAGUUUUCCAUGCUUGUACUUCAGACUGGCGCGUGGCCAUUGGGAUCAGCCGUCCAGUCACCGUUCAACAUUCCUGCAGAGCUGGAAAAGUCGGUGACAAUCUUUGAGGCGUUCUACGGCAAAAAGUACAGCGGCCGCAAGCUCAAUUGGCUGCACCACCUGUCCAAGGGCGACCUCCGUGCGACCUACGGCUCGAAGCGGUACGAGCUGCAGAGCACCAACUACCAAAUGGCCAUCCUUCUCCAGUACAACAACGAGGACGUCUACUCUUACUCGCAGCUUCGUCAGCUGACGAAUUUGAACGACGCCGAUCUGAAAAAGACCGUCAAGUCGCUGGUUGAUGUCAAGCUGCUCAACUUGGACAGUGGUGCAGAGGAUGUCACCGAGUCGUCCUUGCUCAAGUACAACAGGGCGUUCAGCAACAAGCGGACCAAGAUCAAAAUCACCACCGCUGUGCAGGCCGAGACAAAGGAGGAGAGUGUUCAGACGCACAAGUCUGUGAACGACGAUCGCAGUCUGUACCUGCAAGCCGCCAUUGUGCGCAUCAUGAAGUCACGCAAAACGCUGUCCCACAACCAGUUGGUUCAGGAAGUUAUCGUUCAGCUGUCCAGCCGAUUCCAGCCUGCCAUUCCCAUGAUUAAAAAGUCCAUCGAGGGACUGAUCGACAAGGCAUACCUCGAGCGCGUGGAAAACACGCUGGACAAGUACAAUUAUCUUGCAUAAGCGCGUUGUGGCUUGCUCGCUUUUGUUUCUCUCCCCCCCCCUUUUCAUGAAUUUUCCAGGGUGUUUGGUGUUUGGUUGUUGUACUUUUAAUACUACCUCUUUUUUGUC